Messenger RNA from Microthlaspi erraticum, 636 nucleotides. The record is from the annotation of a GenBank genome assembly. Lineage: Eukaryota; Viridiplantae; Streptophyta; Magnoliopsida; Brassicales; Brassicaceae.
AUGAAGCAGCUUCACAAGCAAAUGAGCUCCAAACGCGACGAGGAGACGAUUCCCAUGAGCCAAUCCAGUCCUUACUCUCCCAAGACCUUAAAGCACCCCAGAUCUCUUCCCAGAUCGCUCCACUACCUCUUCCGUGAACAGAGACUCCUCUUCAUCCUCGUCGGGAUCCUGAUCGGAUCCACCUUCUUCAUCCUCCAGCCUUCUCUCUCCCGUCUAGGCGCCGCGGAAUCCACCUCGCUCAUCACCAGAUCCGUUAGUGCCGCCGUGGAUAAUAAUUACCCGCCUUCCAAGAUGACUUUUAACUACGGCGGAGGUGCAGGUAAAACCGGUCGAGUUCCCGUCGGUAUCGGACGGAAGAGACUAAGGAUUGUGGUGACCGGUGGAGCUGGAUUCGUCGGUAGCCAUCUCGUCGAUAAGCUUAUCGGAAGGGGAGAUGAAGUGAUCGUGAUCGAUAACUUCUUCACCGGUAGGAAGGAGAAUUUGGUUCAUCUGUUCUCGAAUCCUAGGUUUGAGCUUAUUCGACACGAUGUGGUUGAUCCCAUCCUUCUCGAGGUGGAUCAAAUCUACCAUUUAGCUUGCCCAGCAUCACCUGUUCAUUACAAGUACAAUCCAGUGAAGACUAUCAUAUCCUUUUGA